Molecule: messenger RNA, 6609 nt
Organism: Schistosoma curassoni
Lineage: Eukaryota; Metazoa; Platyhelminthes; Trematoda; Strigeidida; Schistosomatidae
Source: the annotation of a GenBank genome assembly
GGGCCUCUGUUAACCUGCGCACCCAUGAAUUACCUUGGUACCUCAGGGAAUUGCACUCGUGAUUGUGAUGCACAUUCCCACGUACAACAGUCCAGUAGCCGUCGAUAAUCUUACAAUACAUGACGGCCGGACAUUGAGUGUUCAUGGAAGUCCUUCAUGACAAAAAAUGUUAAUAACAUCAAUAAAAUUACCUCCUCCGUCUGAUCCGCUGUGACGAACCGCUAGAUGUUAUACGGCCAUGUCUCCAGCACACAAAUUUAGUGUAUGAGUUUUCAUUUCUGCACAAAUGCGAAUCUCGAACUACAUAAUGACAGUAAGUUGAUCUUUCAUAAUUUGUGAUAGCGGACUUCAACGCUUCAACCGAUGGGAACUCAACGAGAAACAAGGUUGUCAAAAAGACCUCCUCCAUUUCUGUUACGUGAGAAACAACAGCGCUUGUACUAAGCACGUUACUCUCCUCCAUAAUUAUGAUUAAAAUGUACUUCGUCGACAAGUACUGAUGUUUUAUAACAAUCCGACAAAACAUAACUAACAAAUUAAAACGAACUUUAAAACUAGCCAUUUCAUUGGACGAAACGGGAUGAAAAAUAUUGCAAUUUUGGGUUGAAAAAACAUUUUUUAAAAAGGUGGGUGGGGUUUUUUUAAAAAACUUGACGUGGGGCUAAUGAAUAUCUGAAUUCUGAAUUCGGAUCAGUGCAAAAAUGUACAUGAAUAAAUAGGUGAAUAUCCUGACCACAACGUACGAUUAUUUGGAAAAAUACAAUUAUGCCCGAAACUGGGAAUUAGGGUAGAAAAUAAGAUGCAAAAUAUUAUGUUUAAAUUGCAAUAUUUUCGGAACAAAAAAGGGUAUGGCAGUAAACGUUACAUAGAACGAAAGCUCAUGUUAUGUAGAAUAAAAUAGGGACAAAAAUAAAUAUGUGUUUUACAAGGUUUGAAUGAAAUGAAAUAACGUCCCAAGAAAAUAGCUUUCGUAGUUGUCUGGGCUUCCUAUUUCCCCAUUCACAACAAUCUAAAAACUACAACACUUUCGUCUCACACUAUUCCUCCCAAGCAGGUUGGUUAAAUAGAUAAAAUCAAUAAAAAUUAAUAGCAUUGCAUUCGUGCAGAUGUCUUGGAGCGUUAAUGGUCACGUUUAUGCUUUACUGUUACAGUGAGCAAAAUCUUCAAAAUAUUUCUCGAUGUGACAUCGCGUUCACUUUACACACCAGAUCCAAUCUGGGCAUGAUUGUUUCAGAAUUUCGGUCGCGUCAAGUAUUUAUACAAUACAACGUUUUAAGUUUAUAGUCGUUAUAAAGCAGGUUUGUUGAGUACCUGGUGUAAACUAUGACCUAGAGAAUACGCGUACGUCAAGUUUGUUCAGACUUCAAAAGUUCCAUAUCUGUGCUCUCAGAGCAGGAUUCUGAAAAACGAGUAACAGAGGAGUUGCAGGUUGUCUGCCACAAGCACGUUUCCCAAAAUAUCCCAGUCACCUUUCAAAGAGAGGCUCGCAACCUGAACACAGUUUUCAAGUCUAGUUCUCACUAAGGUUGUGUAAACUAUGGUGAACAUAAUGAUAUCUAACUUAGUGAAUGUCCGUCUUAAUACCAAGUAAUAUCGAUAAAACAUCCGAAAGCCUGGUUUCGGGCAUCUUUCAGAUCACUCAAAUUUCAUCUGAAUAUGUCUGCAGAGGUAUUGGUUAUCAUGUGAUCAAGAAGAAAAUUUCAGUUGAUAUGAACGCCAUCAUUAGUUUGACACGUACCUAGAUUAACUGGCGUUUACUUUGCGUUUACAUUACGCGCGAUUUACGACCGCGAAGUUUAGACCUAACGUGAUGUGCAUUUCUCCAACUUUUGCUGUGCCCUAACGCAAAAAACGUACAGUUUUUCAUCUAUAGAAUCUGAUAUGAGUUUAAUGCCCUGAGAGUUACUUUCGUUUUUUGAGUUUUGUCCGAGUUCGUGGUUAAUGGUCGUUUCGCCUCAGUUUACUAUUCAGUUUUUACAGUCUUCCACAUUCAGGCUAGUUCCGAUAUAGCCUAACUUUCAUGCUACCCGCUUUUACACGCUUAAUCCGUUUUGAGUGUGUUGCUUUUUAGUUUUGCGGUCGUAAACUUAUGCUAGGAUCUGUCUAUCAAUUCACAUUGCACCAUGGCCAUGAAGAACACAUGUAAGCGACCUGAAUGCCAUUUCGUUGUCACCAUGGAGUCCAAUGUGACAAGUACAGAGGUAGUUUUCAAGAAACAUGCACAAAUCUUGCAGCCAUUGUUAACGAUAGCCAUAGUAGGUCAGAUCAAAAUGGGCAUGCGGCAUAGGCAAUGUGAAUCCUGUGGAUCUCCUGAGUAACAUCAUUAUUCUUUUGUCAGGUCUGGGGAAAAUGUUGUUAGGAAACGUGAAAAAAGGUAGUUCUGACACAGACAAACAAAAGCGUGCAGUGAGCCAAUGAAGAGGGUCUUCGGCAAAUUGGUAUCGAUGGAAAAUUAGCAUCACCAUGUCAUCGACGGUGUUGGACUCAUUCAGAAAACUUUUGUCCCCCAGCAUUGGCUCCCUUAAUACAACUGCUAUCCCUAAAAUUUAUGUAGGCGACCAGACCCCGUCAACAGGGUUAAAGAUGAUCGAGUAUUACCGGCGAAUGUCCUGAACAGCUUAGGUUUUAAAGAACAAUUAGCUAGUGAAUCGGCCGUGCAAUCCGCCACUAAGGUUACCCAAACAGUCAACAAAGAACAUGGAAAUCCGAGACGAGAUCCAUCUUUCAAACGAAAAGGACGACAAAUUCAACGUACCCAAAAAUCUGGGGGAACGAUCAUAUUUCUAGACGAUUCUCAUAAUCAUGAGCCUCAAAAUCAGCUCUAACGUUCCUGUCAGUCUGCAGGAAAAAAAUUUACAGAAUGCUAUGGAAUGAUUUGAACAGGAAUCUCAAACUUGCGGAAAUCGAGCCACUGACGGUGACAUGCCUUUCUCGAGAGGAAGGAUUUCAGGCACCAAGAUCACCAAAGACUCCUUCGUGUAACGUUUUCCAUCACUACCAACAUAAGGAUAUUUUGCUGGCCGGUCACUUGCUGAAAUCAGAAGGAGAUGAGAGAAUAUAUAUUGACAUAACAUGUGGUGCGAUCAAUCAAAAAGGAGAGGGAUUCUAGACCUCGACUAACGAAAAUCACCUCCCCUUCCUCCCAAAUGACAGCUGCCGCCCUCAAAGAACUUCGCGCCAACAGAUUGUUGCUGAGCAUAAAUUGUUGAGAGUGACACUCAGUAUUUGGCACCGCGAGAAGUUGCAAGAUAGUGAACUCGAGAACAUGGUCACAUAUCCAUCACCUGACAACUGCCUCAAAAGGUAUUACUGUUUUCUCUCAAAUCGACCUGGUUUAGGCAUAUAAGUCGAAACCCUACUUCUGCAGACAACAGCAGUAGAACGGCGAUAAUCAAUUCCUUCAGAAUCUACGAAUCUUCAAUUUAGGAAAUGCUGCUCAAAAUUUUAAGAGAUUACUCGGUAGUGCAUGAAGGGUCUCACAUUUCUGCACGUGACUGCGUGCUCAGUUCAUCUUCAGCAUCUAAACCUUGUUUUAUAAUAACUGCAAAAACAUGGUAUUAAUGUAAAUACCAAUAAAUGAAUGAUAGGAACCGAAAUCAUAAACUUUCUAGGGCAUAUUACUGACGCCCAAUGUAUUCAAUCACUUCGAAAUAAACCAAAGGCCACUCUAAUUUUCUCACACACAACCAUAGACAAGUACUUACGCACACUCAACGGUCUGGUAAGUUUCUAUAGACGGUUCACUUCGAAUUGCACGUCCCCAAUAAGACACUCAACGGAUCAACCUUACGAAAAUACGAAAAUCGUCGAUUUGAACGACAAUGCAACGAAAGCAAUCUACACAGUUUAAGAAGAUCAUAGUAUAGUCAACUAAGCUUGGACACUUUGAUACGAAAACACCCAUUAAUAGAGGUAUUCAACUCGGUAAUCUAAUUAAUUUAACAACAUUGGGUAAACCACAUGUGGAAACCCUUGACAUUCUUCUCGAGAUGGUUGCAAGAUACUGAAUUGAGGUACAACAAUUUUAGCAAGGAACUCUUAGUCACGUAUUGUGCUGUAUGGCACUUUCAACACCAUAGAAGGCCGAGAAUUCACUCCGUUUACCAACCACAAACCUCUAAUAUUCUCUUUCAGCUCAUCUUCAGAUAAGAACUCUCCCUUAGAGUUUCAACAACUAGACUACAUUUCGUAGUUCACUUCAGGUAUACAGCACAUUUGUGGAGCAGACAAUGUAAUGGCAGACGCCUUCUCUGGUCUAACUUCCUUGAACGGUUUCCAAGGAAUUGGCUCUCUCAAACUCGCCAGGCUUCAAAAAGAAGACACUGAUAUUCAACACGAGUUAUCUUCGACAACCCUGAAACUGCAUGUCAAACAGAUGUGGACAGGUAAGAAGACUUCAUUGUGUGACACAUCUACAUGUAGGACCGUCCAAUUUUGCUGAAACAUUAUCAGUGCAACAUCUUCAAUACGUUCCACAAGCCUUCUCAUCAUAGUGUUCGUGAAACCACUAAGCCCAUGACAGGACAAUUUUUUGGUCUGUUGUGAGCAAAAACGUCUGAAAGUGGGCACGCUUCUGUGUAGGCUGUCGGAAAUCUAAAGCCAUUAGACAUGACAAUUGUCCGUUUGGUUCUUUCAUAACACUCGGCGCUCGUUUCGACCGUGUUCGUAUGGAUUUGGCAGGAUCCUCACUAGAUAUAAAUGGAUAGUCUUGCCACUUUACAUAUGUAGACCGUUUCACACGAUGGCCGGAAGCAGCACCCACAAAAGGCACCGCUGUUGUAACGGCGGCACGCAACUUCGUUGAGUGAUGGAUGGCAAGCUUUGACUUCCCUCCAACUAUUCCUUAAUUUCAUUCACAAUAAGACGUCUCCCAGGAAGCACGAAGAGGCCUACAGAGUCUCUGAAAAGGCUAAAUAUAUUCCAGCUGACCAGAACGCGACAGAACGUUCUAGAAUAUCAACCAGACCUGUUGUUAUUGAACAAUAAUAUAAAUUCAUAUUCGUGCAAGUAGAUAUCCCUCGUUUUAUGUGUUGAAGAAAUCAUACUAUUGGCUGCAGUAUGUCUUUACUCAUGUACUGGAACAUGAGAGUUUGAGCUCGAAGUUUUACAUUUUAAACACACAAUGUUUUGAACAUUCAGUAUGGACUUAAAGGAAAUAUAAUUAAUACCAAAUUUAGAAAGUGAAUAAACAUUGGAGCUAUAAUGUUUAACAUUAUCACGAUAUUUUGGGCUAACUCCUAAUCAAGCCUAAACUGUUAAAUCAGCUUCCUCCUAGAAUUGACAUUCAUAAAUAUGUAGAUUUCUUAAACAAAAACGUGUCAUUUUAGCUUCCGAAGACUAGUGGGGAAUCACAAACUCGUCCAGUUUUUGACCUUGCUUGUACACUGAAUGAUGACCACAAUUCAAUCAAUAUUCAGGUAUAGUCUGCAAAUGUCACGUAAUUUACUAGCUUGUUAUCUUAAUUCUAUAUCCUUUAUCUUCCAUCCACAAAUUAUGGCAGAUGAAUUGAGCGUGUCCUCCAUGUUAGAUUUAGAGAUAAUAAAACAAUGGCAGGUAGGAAAAUGAAACGCGAAUACCUAAAGAAGUGCCUCGAGUGGGAUACUCAAAACCUUGUCUGCUAAAGGAACUUCGCCUUAAAACAAUAGCAAUAAUAUGAACCUGUCAGAACGUCGAUUCAUCACAUACCACGACUGAAUACAUAAACUCGAGUUUGUGACAACCGCCAGUAGAUUUUGCAUCCAAACUACACAUUUCUAUUCUAUUCAUUCAUUCUGAUAAUCCAUACAUAACCUGUGUUACAGAUCAUGAAAUCAUUCUCCUUAACAAUUGAGUGGUUUGUGAGUGAUUGAUCAAUGUGAAGGAUGAGAUCAAAGGUUGAACAGAUAGUGAAAGUGUGGAGAAUGGUAAAGGUAUUUGAUUUCAGUUCAGAUCUUCAUGGUGCUAAAUAAACCUGAUUAUCCCACAUGUUGUUCCCUGCUUUUUUUCUACUUCACUACAAUAUUAGACUUAUCAAUUAUGUUUUUUACCCGCUGGUUUACUGUUGUGGAUGCGGAGGAAUAGACCAAUAAUUAUCAUGUUAAGUCCAAUGGUGUCCUUGGACUUUAGAUGGACAUUUCCUAUUGGUCGAUAUCUGUUCACUUGUUGAAUAUUGUACAAAAUGUUGUUUUCUAUUUUUAUGGUACGAUGUGGUAUGCUUGAUUGGUAUAUAAACAAAGUAUGUUUGAAAUAUAAUGAUUCAUAUCUCCGAGGCUGUGACUUGUCUUCUGGACUCAACUAACUGGGCUAGACAGGGAAGUGGGACCAAUCGAGACUCUAGGCCGUCCGUACGUGUUUACGUGUCACUGUAAUCGAUCGAUAAGUACGCUGCUCUCUAAUUUUCCAGUCAAGGACACAACAAUUAGCACAGGGUAAAAAUCGACGGCAACCUAAAGCCAUAACAUUUACAGAAAAUAUAUUUCAAAUAUUUUGCACAUUUAUUCACUAAUAUUUUCAAGAAAAAUUGCAAACAUUGCAAAACACUUAAAAGAUAUCUGGAGGCCCUAUUGUUCCACGCACACAAUAACUCAUAAUACGCUUCAAUACGUUACUAACUGUAGAAUUUGUAUGAAU